Messenger RNA from Calliphora vicina (urban bluebottle blowfly), 11752 nucleotides. RefSeq names its product Dystrophin (gene Dys). Gene Ontology annotation, biological process: synaptic signaling. The transcript has 33 exons. The coding region runs from base 257 to 10996 and encodes 3579 amino acids. NCBI's taxonomy places the organism in Eukaryota, Metazoa, Arthropoda, Insecta, Diptera, Calliphoridae. Gene Ontology annotation, molecular function: zinc ion binding; protein binding. The record is from RefSeq and is a predicted model, not a curated record. Gene Ontology annotation, cellular component: plasma membrane.
GUUGUUUCUUUUAACAAAACAACUACGGAGUAAAAAAUAAUAAAAAAAACAAAAAUUUAAGAAAAAGAAGAAAACAAAAAAAGAAAUAGAAAGCGGUUAAAUACGUGAAUAUUUUUAAUAAAUUCAUUAUGAAUUUAAUACAUAAUAUUUCAAACAUUAAAGUGAUUUAUGUAUAAACCAAUUAACUAUAACCUUGGAUUAAGCAAAACAACAGCAAUUUUAAAUAUUGUUAGAACAACAUUUUUUCUAACUCAAAAUGGAGCCAUCAAUAUUGAUUGAUGAACGCCAGGAUAUACAAAAGAAAACAUUUACCAAAUGGAUCAAUUCACAUUUAAUCAAAACCCAAUGUGCGCCGGUCAAUGAUCUAUUUUUGGAUUUAAGAGAUGGCCAUCGUUUGUUGGCGCUAUUAAGUGUAUUAACAAAUACACAGUUGAAACCCGAAAAAGGUCGCAUGCGUGUGCAUCACAUCAACAAUUUGAAUAAGGUUUUGCAAGUGAUACAGGAGCAUGGUGUGAAGCUGGUCAAUAUAUCCAGUGAUGAUGUGGUGGAGGGUAAUCCCAAACUAAUAUUGGGCUUAAUUUGGCUUAUAGCCUUAGAGUUUAACGGGCAGAAUCUAGUCAAAUCACAUUCCAGUAAUGGCGUUGAAAAAUCGCUGUUAAAUUGGGCUAGACAGUUCUGUGAACCCAGAGGUUUGAAGCUUAACGAUUUCUCCACCAGUUGGUCUGAUGGUCGUGCCUUUCUUAUUAUACUGGAUGCUCAUUUGCAGGAAGUAGACUUAUCCGGUGCCUUAAUGAAACAUCCUUUGGCUAGAUUGAGAACUGCCUUUGAUUUGGCUUAUAGUUAUUUCAAGAUAGAGAAACUUUUAGAUCCUGAAGAUGUGCACACCCAUAAGCCGGAUAACAAGUCCAUACAAAUGUAUGUGAUGUGUCUGUAUCAUGCCAUGGAGACUAGAAAGUCUUUGGAGGAGACAGAAGAGGAAGCGGAAGAUGAUAUGCAGGAAGUAUUAUUGUAUAAUGAAAAGGCUCAGGAAGCCUAUAGAGAAACUGUGAAUAUAACCGAUUUAGAUGAAAUACCCCUAGACAGCAAUGAGGAACAGCAUUCCGAUAUUAGUUCUACGGCCAACAGUAAUACGGACUCGGGUAUUAAGACCAAAUAUCACAGUGAUACCAUUAAGAGUAUUAUGGACAUAGAAAUGGAUCAACCCAAAACCCUGGCUACAUUCCUAAUGAAAGAUGACAAAUCGAGGCCGCACAGUUUGGCCACCAAUGCAUCCAUAGAGAUCAACACCUAUCAAGCUGCCUUAGAAGCUGUUCUUACAUUGCUGUUGGAAGAUGAACAGAUUUUGUCGGAAGAGUUAACGGAACCCACCGAUUUCCUAACAGCCAAGGCUCAAUUUCAUGACAACGAACAAUUCAUGUUAAAACUCACCGAACACCAGCAGUAUGUGGGCGAGGCUUUGGAAGAAGGCUCAAAUCUGAUAAACGAAUCUCAAAAGUCAGCAGGUCUUUCGACAGAUGAUCAAAAUGAGAUAAGACAGCAAAUGGUUUUGCUGAAUGAAAGAUGGGAGACGUUGCGUUUGAGAGCUUUAGAUGUCCAGGCCAAGAUACUUAUGCGUUUGGCGGAGUUUCAAACUCAGCAAAUUGAUAAACUUAAGAAUUUCCUUACCAACAUAGAAGAUCGUAUUUCCUUAAUGUCCUCCUUGGGUCCCUCCCUCAAAGAGGCUGAGUAUCAGAUCCAGGAAGCCCAUUUGCUCAAGGAAGACCUCAAACAUCAACAGGAAUUGGUGGAUAGUUUAAGCAAUAUGGUGGUAAUUGUCAAUGAUGAGUCGGGUAACUUUAAUGAUUUGGAAGAUAAACUUUCAGCAUUGGGAGAAAGAUGGUCGCAUGUGGUGAAAUGGUGUGACUUAAGGCAAGAGAAGCUGCAGCAAUACAAAUGCCUUACCAGAUGGCUGGAUACCAGAGAACAGGAUCUCAAGCACAUGGAAAGUAAAGAUGUCACUGAUUUGGGUAGCAUAACGAAGAGAAUGAAUGAUUUGAAUUACUGUGCCAAGGAUCUUUUGGAACUGGAAAGAUACUUAAUAGAUUUAAGACAAAUGGUGGCUGCCACUCUCCAGGAAGGAGAUGUCAAAGGCGAACAGGUGUUAAUGCAACUGGAGAACUUUGAAGACAGACUAGAUGCCCUCAAGCAAAUUGUGGAGGUGCAAACCGAAAGAAUAGAACAAAAAGGUUUUAAAUUUGGCAGAGAUCGUGCUUCAUAUGAUGAUUCACGGGUAGUGAAACCUGAUAAUUGGAUAGAUUUCCAAAUUAUUAUCAAAUUUGGCGAAGAAGAAGAAGGCGAAGAAUUGGAAGAGCCAGACAAUCAGGAAGAAAAUAAUCAUAUAACAGAACAGUCUCCUUUGGCUUGCAAGAAACGCAAGAUAAGAAACUCGGACAAUUUCUAUUUGCUGGAGGGUAAAAUCUUAGAAGCUUUUGGUUUCAUAGAUGACUGUGAAGACCGUCUCAAUCAAAUACAAAGACAAAGUUUGCGCAACCAAUCGGAGUUUCUCAACAAACUGGAAAAAGAAGUCAAUUCGCGCUUGGAAAACACCAGAGAGUUGAAAGAUCUGUAUGAGAUCUGUGAGAAAGAGGAUGUCAGCCGCAAUCUUAUAAUGGAGGCUUCUCAAAUCAAAAAUAUAGAACAGCGUUAUCAGCAAUUGAGGAUUACGCUGGAAAAGCAGGCCCGAGAUUGUGUGAAAUUGCUGGAGAAAGAAAAAUUCUACAAUAGUUUGACGGGUUUCAAAUUGGUUUUGGCCGAUUCUCGCGACUGGUAUAAACAACAUUCCAAUACGGCUGCCAAAGCCGAUCUUGAACAAAGACUUAGUGAUAUGGAGUCUUUAAGCAUGGAAAUCCAACAGGCCAAAGAGAAAACCAAUUCUCUAACGGAAGACUUAAUGGAAUGGAAGCAGGAUUUUAAUAUAUUCUAUGAAUCCUGGAAUGAUAUGAAAAAGGCCAUUAUAACCUUAAUACAGGAUAAGGGUGGCCUAGAUGAGGUGCAGGAGAAAUUACAAAAUCUGCAGGAGUUUGUGUACAAAGUACAGGAAACACAAAUGAUUGUAGAUUCCCUGGAACCCAUGCAAAAGCGUCUCAAACAACUUAAUAAAAUAAAUGAUGAUUUAGACAAUCUCAGAGAGGACUAUGAGUUUAUUAAGCAAAGAAGACCAGACACUCUAAGCUCUGAGUUUCAAGAGAAAUGGCUAAAGGCUCAAGAACAAAUCAAUGAAAGAAUUAUUAAACAAACUACAGCCAUAGAGAAUUUAAAUCAUUUUACAGCCGAAUACAAUGCCAUAAUGGCAGUGCUAAGAAAACUGGAGUCCAAUCUCAAGGAUGAUGAGAAUUACAACGAAGAGCGUAAAACCUGUACCACAGAGGCCCAAAACUCCAUGGAAUUGCGUAAGGUGGAAAUAGAUGUUAUCAGUGCUCGUAAUUUUAGCGAAAUUAUAAUCAAAGAUGCUCAACCCCAGCACCGAGAGCAUUUGGUAGUCCAAAUUAAAGAACUCAAUGAGUUCUUUGUGCAAAUCCAAACACUCUACAAAGAGAAUCUGCAAAAGAAGGUGCAAGUACAAGCUCAAACCGAGGAGAUUUUCGAAAGACUUUCACAAACCGACAAAUGGCUGGACAAUUUACACACCAACACACCCAAAACCUCUAUAGGACAAAUACAAAACUCCAAUGAACUUUUCCAUUUGAAAACCAAAUUUCAAGCUUUAAAAGAGACCUGCGAAAAGGAAUCUGUUAAUUUUAGAGAACUCAAUGAGUUGGGUGGAGAGUGCUUGUUGCAAAUCGAUGAACUGAAAUCGAGAGGAGUGGAAAAUGUGGAGGAUAAAUACAAUAUGUUGGCUAAAAAGUUUACUCGCCUAAAUGCCCGCUGGACGGAGGUUACGGCUUUGGUGUACAAGAAAUGUGCUCUGCUGGAGCAUAUCUCUACACAACUUGGUGAAUUUAAGAAAUUCAUGGUUUCUGAAUCGGGUUAUUUGGAUCGUUUGGAGAAUAAGAUGCGCUCAACGCCAGAGAAUGCUGAUGCCGAGGAAAUCAUUGAGGAAUUAGACGACUUGGAGAAUGUUCUGCGUGGACAUUCUGACGACUGGUUGGAAAAAAUUCAAGAAAUUGGUCAUGAACUAAUUACCCAUGAAUUUAUGGCCGACUCUAUACACCAAGAGAUCAACACCAUUGUCGAACGCUGGACCCAGCUGCAACACAAAGCCAAACAACGUGCCGAAAUACUCGAACAAGAGGUUAACGAAGCCAAACAAUCUGAAAAGUGUGUGGAACAAUUCGAAUCUUGGCUAACCAGAGUCGAUGAAAUUCUUAGUGAACAUUUGGAGAAUGAUGUGACCAUAGAGGAUUUACCAGAAGAUUUUCAACAGCUGGCCAUGGAAUUCAAGGAAAAUGAAAAGUGUUUCCAGGAAAUAGAUGAUUUAAUAGCCGAACAUCAAGGCAAUGGCAAAGUGGAGGCAGCCAAUCGUUUGCAGGAUCAAUUAAAUUUAUUGGAGUUGCGUUACAAAUCUUGCCAAUUGAAACUGAACAAGUGCACGGCUCCCCAGCCGGCCUAUGAAUCACGUUUGAAUAGAGCGGUGGCGGAAUUGAGAAAUGUGGAAAGAUCUACCUUGGUACUGGAUGUAGCUACUGCCGGUCCCUCCACCGUGCAGGUGCAAUAUCAAAAAUGUCUGCAAAUCUAUAGAACAUUAUCGGAAAUUAAGCCGGAAAUCGAAAGCACUAUUAAGACAGGCCGCAAAGUCUGUGAGGAUAAGUACACCAAGUCUCCCAAGCAGUUAAGUCAACGUAUCGAUGCCUUGAAACACCUGUACAAUGCUUUGGGCGAGAAUGUCACACAAUCUAAGAUCUUUCUGGAAGGUCUUAUCAAACUGGCCCAACAAUUGGACGAAUGCUUUGAGGUGGCCGAAGAGUUGAGCCGUAGAUUUGAGGGUCACCAAGAAAUACGCAAUAGAAAUUCAAUAUUCUUGGAAUUUGAAAGUAUCUUACAAAAGUGUGAAGACAUUUAUGAGGAAUAUGCCAAAUCGUGUGAUCAAGUGUGCAUGGAAGAUACACGACAAAAGAUCGAUGAUCUCAAGGUAACAUAUUUGAAACUGACCAGUGCUGAUGUCAUUAAAAGAUUAACGGAAAUGAAAACGACCUUACAAAAUCUAGACAACAUAUCAUUGGACACCUUAAGAGCCAUGGAACAUGACUUGAAACAGAUUAAUGUACCCUCCAAUCCGGAAAUUGAAAAGUUGCAACAACAGGUUAUAGCCAUAGUAGUGGAAUGUUUGAAAAUACGUUUUGAAACUAGCAGCAGUUUGGAGAAUCUACUACAGGAGUCAUCACGUGCAAACACAAAACCCGAAGAUGAAGACACCGAAAUAGUGAUAGUAAGUGAUACGGUAAGACAAAGAAGGGCCCGUACACCCUCCUCCAAUUCCAAUUCACCCACCAAGGAAGUAAAUGAUUCAGCGAAUAGCUCUGCUACUGCAGGUCCACAAAAACCACAGGUGGGUUCAGAAGUUUUUGUGGGUGGUCAAACGUCCCAACAAGUGUUGCCGGAUUUGUUGCCACCACAAACCUUCCGUUUAGCUGAAACCAGUGCUCUCUUCUCACAGAUCUCGAAGAAUCCCCACGAACUGGAAACGGAUAUACCACCGCCCAAACCCAGCAAACGUAAAAGUGCUGAGGCGCCCGCUCAAAUGGUAGAGAUUAAGGUGAAAAAUAUUCACAGCGAUAAAAUGUCGGUGCAUAUGUCUGGGGACCUGGAGCCCCAACAGGGAGAAAUAGUGGACACCGUGAACAUAUUAGAAUCCGUAGAACCUUUUGAGCCCGAAUACGUGGAAACUGUACAAAUAUUGGAUUUAUCCGAAGAUUCAGACUCUUCCCUGAGAGUAGAUGCCCAAGGCAAAGAGGUGAAAAGAAGCAAAAGUAAACGCUCGCUGUGUGAUUCCCCCAAAACUGUGCCGGAAGAAAAUGCUUGGGAUAAGGAUCUAGAGGUGGAGCUCAGACCCUCAAUACACCAAACUAGCACACCCAUUUUGAGGGUAGAAAAACAAAGAAUAUCUUUUGAUGAGAAACGCAAACGUGUUGAAAAGGAACGCGAUAUCUUAAGAGACUCUGAGGAAGAAGGAGAUACUCCCCCAGCGGCCAGUUUUAAACCGCCCAAAGCCAAAAGAUGGCGUCAACUGCAAAUGGCCAUGGAGGAAUUGGAUAAUAGCAUGGCUGAGCAUGAAGCUCGUGAUAGUUUCUAUAAUCCUGACAAGGAUUUGAGUUUUGAGGUGGAACCUUUGGUCUUCUCCGAUGAUGAAGAUAUACCCAGAUUUUCUAUGGAAAUGACUCAACCUUUAGACUCGGAUAGUGAUACGAGUCGCAUUGAGACUCCCACCACCAAAAAACCCAAUGCCUUUUCUAGCAAAAUCUUGCCUCAAUCACCCUCCCUAGAUGAUUCUAAUAUAACCUUGAAAAGUCCCUAUGCCGAUAUACCCAAACCAUUUGCCAAUUCCGGAACUCUGGAGCAACGAGUUUUGGAGUUUGAAAAUAGUGCCAAAUACAUGAUGGCCAAAUUAGAGAAAACUAAAGAGAAAAUUGAAAAGACAACGGAGGGCGAAAGAGCUAUAGAGGAUUUGAAAAUGCUUAUUGCACCCGAUGCUGCCACCUUAAUUUCUCAGGGCGAUUCUUUGGUUCUGGAGACUCAUGGCAAACAGGGUUCCUUGUCGCGUGUGGUCAUGAAAAGUCAAAUUAUUUUGAGGGAGAAAUUCCGAGAAGUUCAACAGGCCAAAUCUAGAGUUUAUCCCGCAUCCAGAGAUGGCUCCAAUACACAUUCCUCUUUGGAUAAAGUCAGCAUGAAGGGUAUCAAUUUGGAAGAGCUGAUCUUUAAGGGCUUAAAACGCAUUAAAGAUUUAAUUGAUCGCCCCUUAGAUCGUAAAUCGGUGGAGGAUUUGGAAAAGCGUUUGUCGGAAAUUAGUGAUCGUCGUGACGAUUUGAAAUUGAUUGUUAAUGCCAUUGGCAAAAGUGAACAAAUGCCCAAAGUUAGUACUGUCAUGAUGAAUGAUAUUGAAACGACUAAAAACAAUCUGCAGUCGCAUGCUGAUACAGUGGAGUUAUCUUUGACAGAAUUAAAAUCGAAUGCAAAAAUUAAUAACACCAAUGGCAGUAGGGACUACAACAACGAACCCAGCGGUACUGGUGCUUUGGCUGGCAGUUUUGAUAAGUCGGUUCUGCAAAUAUCCGAUUGGCUGACGUGGGAACAAAACAUGAUCAAAAUACAAAGUGUGCCUGUCCAUGAUGUCGAUGAGGUACGCAUGGCCAUAGAAAAGCAAGAGAAAGUUUUACGUGAAUUGAAAAUGAAAAAACCACAACUGAAUGAAUUGGUACACACCGCUGAGGUAUUGAAGGGAGACAUUAAACGUCAGCAGUUGCAGGAGAAGGAAUUGAAACAAUUUUCUUUAGCACCGCAUUGUUCAGCCGAUUUGGACUAUAUGCGUUGUUGUUUGAAAGUUACCCGUCUUAGAGAGCACUGGGAUGAGACCUCACAAUGUGUUCUACAAAGAGCGGCCCAGCUGAAAAAUAUGCUCAGUGAUUCACAAAGAUACGAAGCUAAACGUUUGGAACUUGAGAAAUGGUUACAACGUAUGGAGGCUAGAGCCGAACGUAUGGGUACCGUGGCCACCACUGCUGAUAUUUUGGAGGCCCAGCAAAAGGAACAAAAGUCCUUCCAUGCUGAACUCCAUCAAAAUAAACCACAAUUCGAGAUCUUCAAUCAGUUGACCCAGAAACUGAUUGCCGUUUAUCCGGCCGAUGAUACCACUCGAAUUAAGAAAAUGACCGAAGCUAUAAAUCAAAGAUAUUCCAACUUAAAUAAUGGUGUCAUUAAUCGCGGCAAGCAAUUGCAUGCCGCUGUCCACAGUCUUCAAUCAUUUGAUCGUGCCAUGGAUCAGUUUUUGGCUUUUCUCUCCGAAUCCGAGUCAUUGUGUGAGAGUGCAGAAGCUGAAAUUGAACGUAAUCCAUUAAUGUUUAAGGAUUUACAAUCGGAAAUUGAAACACAUCGUGUGGUUUAUGAUCGUCUCGAUGGCACAGGACGUAAACUUUUGGGUUCACUCACCUCCCAAGAAGAUGCGGUAAUGUUACAGCGUCGUUUGGAUGAAAUGAAUCAACGUUGGAAUAAUUUGAAAUCAAAAAGUAUUGCAAUCAGAAAUCGUUUGGAGAAUAACUCAGAGCAUUGGAAUGCUUUGCUGUUGUCACUGCGUGAAUUAACCGAAUGGGUCAUACGCAAGGACACUGAACUGUCCAGCCUGGGUAUGGGACCGGUGCGCGGUGAUUCGGCUAGUUUGCAAAAACAAUUGGAUGAUCAUAAAGCUUUCCGUCGUCAAUUGGAGGAUAAACGUCCAAUUGUUGAAAGUACUUUACAAAGUGGCAGACAAUAUAUUGCCAGUGAACCACCUGUAUCGGAUACCAGUGAUACCGAAGCCCAUGAUACAGAUUCACGUUAUUUAACUGCCGAAGAACAAAGUCGUGAGUUGACACGCAGUAUAAGACGUGAAGUCGCUAAACUUUCAGAGCAAUGGAAUAAUCUAAUCGAUAAAUCUGACAAUUGGAAACAUCGUUUAGAUGAAUACAUGACGAAAAUGCGUCAAUUCCAAAAGGUCUUGGAAGAUUUAAGUUCUCGCGUAGCCUCGGCUGAAGCUACCAAAAACUCCUGGAUUGUACCACCCACUAGUUCGGAGGCCAGCGAACAGUUGCAGCAUCUUCAGCGUCUGCGAGAUAAAAUGACCACUGCCGGUGCCCUUUUAGAUGACUGUAAUGAACAGCAGUCCUUUUUCACCGCCAAUCAGGUGUUGGUGCCAGCCAAUUGUCUGUCCAAAUUGGAAGAUUUGAAUACUAGAAUGAAACUCUUGCAAAUUGCUAUGGAUGAAAGACAAAAGGUUUUGUUAAAUGCUGGCGGCAAUCAAUCGCUGGAGAAUGGCGAAGAUGGUCGUUGUACUUCGAAUAGUGGCCCAAUUGGCCCAAUACCAAAUCUAGGACAAAGUGUUACACCACCAUGGGAAAGAGCUACCACAGCAGCCAAUGUGCCUUAUUAUAUAGACCACGAACGUGAAACCACCCACUGGGAUCAUCCCGACAUGAUCGAUUUAAUGAAAAGUUUAGCCGAUUUAAAUGAAAUACGCUUUUCCGCCUAUCGCACUGCCAUGAAAUUGAGAUCGGUGCAAAAGUCGUUGGGUUUAGAUCGCAUACCCAUGUCGGCGGCCAUUGAAUCGUUCGAUAAUCAUGGUUUAAGGGCACAAAAUGAUAAGCUAAUCGAUAUACCCGACAUGACCACCGUAUUGCAUUCGCUGUUUGUGACAUUGGAUAAAAUCGAUUUGACGAAAUCUUUGGAUUUGGCCAUUAAUUGGAUAUUGAAUGUGUACGAUUCGCAGCGUACCGGACAGAUAAGGGUGUUGAGUUUUAAGGUGGGUUUGGUGUUAUUAUGCCGCGGCCAUUUGGAGGAGAAAUAUCGUUAUCUGUUCCGUUUAGUAGCGGAUCCCGAACGUAAAGUAGAUCAAAGAAAAUUGGGCUUGUUGUUGCAUGAUUGCAUACAGGUUCCCCGUCAAUUGGGUGAGGUGGCAGCUUUUGGUGGCUCAAAUAUUGAACCCUCUGUACGUUCCUGCUUAGAGAGAGCUGGUAUUUCUCAAGAAGCAAUUGAUUCUAAUCAAGAACUUACGAUUGAAUUACAUCACUUCCUUGCUUGGCUACAGCAUGAACCACAAAGUUUAGUUUGGCUACCAGUAUUACAUCGUUUGGCAGCUGCUGAGGCAGCUAAACAUCAGGCGAAGUGUAACAUUUGCAAAGAGUAUCCAAUUGUUGGCUUCCGUUAUCGCUGCCUUAAGUGUUUCAAUUUCGACAUGUGCCAAAAGUGUUUCUUCUUUGGACGUAAUGCCAAAAAUCAUAAACUUAGUCAUCCCAUGCAUGAAUAUUGUACAACGACCACUUCCACUGAAGAUGUUAGAGAUUUCACACGAGCCUUGAAAAACAAAUUCAAGUCACGCAAAUAUUUCAAAAAACAUCCUCGUGUCGGCUAUUUACCCGUGCAAAGUGUUUUAGAGGGUGAUGCCUUAGAAUCGCCAGCACCCAGUCCCCAACAUACCACCCAUACUCUGCAAAAUGAUAUGCACUCCCGCCUGGAAAUGUAUGCUACACGUUUGGCCCAGGUGGAAUAUGGUGGUGGUACGGGCUCUAAUUCCACACCAGACAGUGAUGAUGAACACCAACUAAUAGCCCAAUAUUGUAUGGCUUUGCCCACAAAUAAUGGUGCGGCACCCAAAUCGCCGGUACAGGUAAUGGCCGCCAUGGAUGCCGAACAAAGAGAAGAAUUGGAGGCCAUUAUUAGAGACUUGGAGGAAGAGAAUUCAAGUUUACAGGCCGAAUAUCAACAAUUACUAACUAAUCAGAGUACAACACCCGAUGAAAGCAGCGGCAUGCAACAUUCCAAUUCAUCGGUGGGUGGUUUAGCGCAGGGAGCCAAUGCUCAGGGAGAACAUGGUCAAGACAUGAUGGCCGAGGCUAAAUUGCUUAGACAGCACAAGGGACGCCUUGAGUCACGCAUGCAAAUCCUAGAGGAUCACAAUCGCCAAUUGGAGGCUCAAUUACAACGUUUACGCCAAUUGCUUAACGAUCCCAAUAAUGGUGCUACGCCCGGUUCGGCUUUAAAUUCCAAGCCGAAUACAUUACAAACCCGUUCAGUGACAGCUUCACAACUAAAUACCGAUUCACCGGCCAAAAUGAAUCAACAAAAUGGCCAUUAUGACCAAAACUCAACGGCCAUAGGCAAGGCGAUGGAGGAAUUGGUUACAGUUAUAACGGAACAAGAAAUCGAGCAAACGUUAGAACAAGAUCUUGAGGAAGAGCAAGAACAAGAAGAAGAAAUUACCGAAACAUCAACAAUCACAAAUAAAGCGACAAAAUUACCCAAUGCCACAUCGACACCAUUUGGUUAUAAAAAUUAAUUUUUUAACACAAAAAUUAAUUAUUGAAUUUCAUAAUUAUGGUUCCGAUUAACACCGAAAUUUUCAAAAUAUCAAUAACGAGAACGAAAUUUUUAAAAAAAAAAAAUAAUGCUAAAAAAAACCUACAAAAUAUCAUUAAUAUAAAUUGAAACAAAAAAAAGUACUUUGUAUUUGUAUUUUAUAUAAAAACCUAAAACAUAAUCAAUAUUUGUUGUAUAAAAAAAACAGAAAAUUGUGUAAUAUUCUUAAACGAAAAUCUAAAAAAACAAAUUAACAACUAAAAAACUAUAAAUUUAAAUUAAAAACAAAAACAAACCCCCCUAAAGAAAGAAAAAACUUUGCAAUAUUUAUGAAAUAAGCAAUUUUUGAAAAGAAAUGUAACAGAAAAUAUCAUUAAAAUAUCUUAAAUUAAAAACAAAAUAUACAUUAAUUAACAUUUACACACACAAACAAUUUACACAUACAUACAUACUUAUAAAUAUGUUAAAAAAAACAAACAAAAAAGAAUUGAAUUCUAUUUUAAUUUUUAAGCCUUAAUUUUUAAAAAAAUAUUAUUUCUCUUCUUUCUUCUUCUACUCCACAUUUAUUUUUGCUUUUAUUUUAUUGUUUUCUUCUUUAUAUUUGUAUAUCUCUAAAAUCAAAACUAAAAACACACAAAAUGUAGUUGUAAUUUUUCGUAAAAAAAACAAAAACAAAUAUUUUAUUUUAAAUUUUAAGUUUUAAAUAAAGUUUUUAAUUUAAUUUUACAAAAAAAAA